Nakaseomyces glabratus is the source of this 1668-nucleotide messenger RNA. RefSeq names its product Nam8p (gene NAM8). The record is from RefSeq and is a predicted model, not a curated record. Lineage: Eukaryota; Fungi; Ascomycota; Saccharomycetes; Saccharomycetales; Saccharomycetaceae. Gene Ontology annotation, biological process: mRNA splice site recognition. Gene Ontology annotation, cellular component: cytosol. Gene Ontology annotation, molecular function: mRNA binding.
AUGUCUUACAACAGGUACAUGGAGGAUGCGUACCGGUACGGGAGUGCCGCUGGUACUAUGGGCGCUAGCGCAGCAGGAGCGCAAAUGAGUCCUGUUUCUGUAUCACCAAUGAGUAUGAACGCUGGCAUGAACACUGGCAUGAACACUGGCAUGAACACUGGCAUGAACACUGGCAUGAACACUGGAAUGAACACUGGAAUGAAUGGUGGAAUGAAUGGUGGAAUGAGCACAGGCGCGUCAACGCCGGGAAGUCAGCUGUAUAUGGGCGACUUGGAUCCCAGCUGGGACGAAGCCGUGGUGAAAGGUAUCUGGGCUGCGCUCGGUGAGGAGAACAUCGGGGUGAGGAUGAUGUGGGGCGGCGAUGCUGAUUUCCACAGAAAGAAUCUCGGAUACUGUUUUGUAGAAUUUCCGUCGCCCGCGCAUGCGUCCAACGCGUUAAUGAAGAACGGCAUGGAGAUCCCUGGGUUUGUGCACAAGAAGCUCAAGUUGAACUGGUCUGCGCAGUCUGUGAACAACGGCAGCGGUGCCUCCGUGGCAAACGGUGCCGUUGCAAACCAGCAAACCAACAACUCCAUAUUCGUGGGUGACCUAGCACCAAGUGUCACUGAGGCACAGCUAUUCGACUUGUUUAUCAACAAAUAUCCAUCCACUGUUCAUGCCAAGGUCAUGUACGACCAACUUACCGGAAUCUCGAAGGGUUACGGGUUUGUUAAGUUCAAGAGCAGCAUGGAUCAGCAAAGAGCGCUGGUUGAAAUGCAAGGCUGUUUCCUGAAUGGUAGAGCCAUCAAGAUUGGUAUUGCAGGUGGUAACAAUAAUAACAACAGCAACAGUAAUUACAAUAACCAGAGAAUGGCCAAUGACAAUAUCUCAAACGGAUUAGGACAACAGUCUAGAUCUCUAAAUGGUCAAUUACCGCAGCAGUUUGUUAACGCAACACCACAGCAGCCUGUCUUAAAUCACUUCACUGAUCCUAAUAAUACAACUGUAUUUGUUGGAGGGUUGUCUCCUUUGGUUACUGAAGAUGAAUUGCGUUCUUACUUCGAGCCCUUCGGCACUAUUAUUUACGUUAAGAUUCCUGCAGGAAAGGGAUGUGGAUUUGUUCAGUAUGUGGAAAGAUCAUCUGCAGAGACUGCUAUUACGAAAAUGCAAGGGUUCCCUAUUGCAAAUUCAAGAGUCAGACUUUCUUGGGGUAGAUCCGCUAAGAAAACUGCUUUGAUUCAAAAGGCAUUGUUAAGGAGUCGCGAAACGAAUUAUCAGCAACAAUUGCCACAACAAGGCCAACCACUGCAGUCACAGUUGCAAUUGCAACAGCAGCAACAGCAACAGCAACAGCAAUUGCAACAACAGCAACCUUUACUAUACGGAUACUCGCCUGUCAACUUAAAUAAUGGCUCUGGUUUGAGUACUAGUCAAAACAUGCUGUCUGAUAUUUAUCAACCUGAAGAACAAAAUCUUAACGGUUAUGACUUACUACCUGGACGGGAAAACUUAAACUAUGUUAAUGUUUUACCUUCAAGAGAUCUUUACGCUUAUAACCAAAUUGGCAAUCAACCUAUUGUAAAUAACGGCAUGCCAAAUUUGAGUGUUACUAAUGAUUUAUCUGUGAAUAAUACAACGGCAGCACUAGAACGUCUGAAUUCGGGUACGGCUAGCUUUUCCUUUGUUUGA